AUGGCACCGGUAACAAGAAGGAAAUCAGCUUCGGCACCAAUCAAGAACGAUAGCCAUGAGGCUAAGACUAAGAAAACCCGAAAAAGCCCUCUAUCCCCACUCAAGAGUGCUAUCAAACGCCGACCGCAACCACCGGUGAGAACCAGAAGGGUUGCUUUUCAGGCCGAAGAUGAUGAAAAGACGGUCCGCGCCCAUCUUCCAACCACACCGCACCCAAUACUUCAUCAAAUGCAGUCCCCACCCUCGCAAGAGCCCUCCGCCUGGACAUCCAUUGACUGGAGUAAGAGGAAGGAACAGGAGAAACUCAUGAAACGAGCGCAAAGAGUCCUUGGUGCAAGGAAUAAGAAGAAUGCUAGGCUGCCAACACCGCCCCAGAGUCCUAGCGGCGGCAGGGCAAGUCCUUUUCACGAGCUGGAACGAAAUGAGAAAAGCGCAGAGAGCGCGGAGCAAUUAUUGGCGAGGCUUGACACAUCAACUGAAGCAGCAGAGUCGCCUAGAGAGGCUGGCUUUGUAAGACCGACCUCCAGACACGUCGACCUGGUAAGAGACGACAUUCCAGGUGAGCUAGAACUGCCAGCCACCAUCGACAACAUCUUGGUCGAGCCGACCGCCGAUAUCAAGAUGGAGGAGGUAUGCACGGCUUUCGACUUCCUGAAGACACAGAUUCAACGUCACGCUCGAGAGGUCUACGGUUAUCAUGCGCCUGCUAAAGAUCAGGCUCUGCCCUCUUUGACCCACCUCAAGGUAAAACACCGAGAGCUCUUCCAGUAUAUCCGAUACGUGGCAGAUGGUGACCAAUAUGGCUGGGAUAAGCUCAUCCAAACCGGUAGCCAGCGCGAAAACCUUGUCUAUGCGAUUGUCUCUCGCGCCCUCAUCUCGUAUGUCUUUGAUGCUGAGCUGUUUGGGGCCUCCCAGGAACAUCACGAGGCACUUCUAGAGAUGUGUCGAGAAUAUCUCCACUAUGACGCCUUCGUCCGUAACGGUCAUCGCGCAGAGAUCAUUUCUUCCAUCCUCCUCGACGAAGCCAAGAAGGACUCUGACUCCGGCGAGUCCCCGUACGCCUACUUCUCCACCGCCAUCAUCUCCCUCGAACGCCGCAUCAAUCUGCUACUCCAGCCUCUUCGGCGGGCCAGAUCUGCAGCCUCACCCCAGAGCCCCGAAGCAUCACUUCACUCAAUCCUCCAAGCCGCCCUAAAGGUCCACCUAGCAAUCCGUCUCUCCGGCUCAAACGGCACCGUCUACCGCUUUCAACAUCCACACAAACUGCAACCCUGGGACGCCAUGAACAUGAACUGCAUCAACCAACGGAAAACGGACCUGACCGUUCACGACGGCGAAGAACCUCUCGUCAAGAUAUCCUGUUUUCCAGCCGUCUUCGCCACCGUGCCUAGCGGGCCCAACCUCGAGCAUUUCACAGACCCGGACUUCGUGGAAGACUGGAAGAACACUGCGGAUCCGGACCAGGAGGACGGGGAGGGGAAACCGCUCAUUACGGAGUACCCCAUCACGCUGGCGGAUGUGGUGCUUGAGAACACGCCCAUGACGGAUCGCUCGGGGUUCGUCUCCUUGGAUCAGACGAUGCGGAGGGAGCAGUUGGCAAUGUCGGACCAAGCCUUCCUCGAGCUCACUGGGAUCAACCGCAAGAAAGUCGCUCGCAUCAACAAGAUGGCCAAACGUACCAGAAAGGCCAUGAAAGGGGUGAGUGUCGGCUUGGCUACCGCGCUGGCCGGUUGGUAUCUAUACCGAUAUAAAGAGAAUAUCGCGCCGGCCUUGGAUGGCUUGCUAAAGAAGAUCCCAGCGGAAUCCUUGCUGGGUGGUAUUGCGGCGACGGCGACGGCGACGGCAACAGCAACGGCAACGGCGACGGCAACAACAACGGCAACAACAACGACGUCACCGAAGCCAACGAUCACCGUGAUCAAACCGACCACCAUGACCGUCACGCCGGAGACGGUAGUGAAGGGGGCGGCUGCGGCAAAUGUCACUCCUCCCUGA
Messenger RNA from Endocarpon pusillum Z07020, 1995 nucleotides. RefSeq lists its product as uncharacterized. Bases 1 to 1995 code for a protein of 664 amino acids. The transcript has a single exon. Lineage: Eukaryota; Fungi; Ascomycota; Eurotiomycetes; Verrucariales; Verrucariaceae. The record is from RefSeq and is a predicted model, not a curated record.